AUGGUGUUUACACUCCGACUACUACACUCCCAAUUUAUCGUCAAGGUGCCUAAACCAACCACUUGUUUCAAAGGCAAGACCAUCAUAAUCACCGAUGGAAAUACAGGUCUAGGCUUCGAAGCAGCGGAGUACUACCUCAAACUCAAAGCAUCCAGAGUCAUUCUUGCUUGUCGCUCCCUCGAGAAAGCAGAUAAAGCCAAGCUCGAGCUGGAACAGACUUUCGCUAUAAGAGAAGACAUCUUAGCAACAUUGCAGGUUGAUUGGUCUUCCUACGUACCUGGCAUUCAGUUUUUCUGA
Messenger RNA from Botrytis deweyae, 297 nucleotides. RefSeq lists its product as uncharacterized. The transcript has a single exon. NCBI's taxonomy places the organism in Eukaryota, Fungi, Ascomycota, Leotiomycetes, Helotiales, Sclerotiniaceae. The record is from RefSeq and is a predicted model, not a curated record. The coding region runs from base 1 to 297 and encodes 98 amino acids.